Spinacia oleracea (spinach) is the source of this 4311-nucleotide messenger RNA. RefSeq lists its product as uncharacterized. The record is from RefSeq and is a predicted model, not a curated record. The transcript has a single exon. Gene Ontology annotation, molecular function: RNA-DNA hybrid ribonuclease activity; nucleic acid binding. Lineage: Eukaryota; Viridiplantae; Streptophyta; Magnoliopsida; Caryophyllales; Amaranthaceae. The coding region runs from base 1 to 4311 and encodes 1436 amino acids.
AUGGAUUUCUCACAGAAAGACGGUAAAAAAUCAAAGAAAAGUCAAGAAAAAGCAACAACCCCACAACCGGCGACAACCUCCAAGUUCCAACCCUCACUUCUAAACCCCGUCCAUCCGUCACAAGCACAAUCAGUUAUCAGCCCAAUAACAAAAAACACCUCGAUACCGGCACAAAGGGAAUUUACAGUGGAGGACGAUGAUGAGUUAGAAAUAGAAAGCCCUGCCAGAGAGCAACCGAAAACUCCGCUGGAACAGACGCUGCAGGAGCGCCUGUCUCCCCUGUCGGAAGUAUUCACGGGAGAGCAAUUGAAAACACUGUCAGCGGUGAUGGCCGCUUUGUCAGAGCUACCAGCCUCGCAGCAGCCAGGGUCAGUCGGCAGUCUAAGAAAGACCAGGUCGACGGUUCCCCAGUUACCUGUUAGGGAUCUCCUAACCGCCCUGAAUCAAGAAAACACCCCAGAAAAAAGAAAGCGCUCGGAUCCGGCGGAAACAGAAUGGCCUGAAACAGAGCAAGUCCCAAUCGCGGAAUACGAACGAAGAGCGCCGGUUCUACAGAUAGCUAGACGGCAGACAAUCCAGCCAAAGGAUUCUCCCCUGUGCCGAGAAAUCCUAGAAGAAAGGAUGGAAAGGAUAAAAAUCCCGACAGGGAGAUACGAUGGGACGACAGAUCCGGAGGAUCACUGCACCACAUUCGAACAGCACAUGAUGCUGUACACUGAUUCUGAUGCCAUGUGGUGCAAAGUGUUCCCAUCCACACUCCUAGGAGUUGCAGCGAGCUGGUAUAAGGGCAUAGAGGCACACUCCAUAUACAGCUUCCGACAGCUGCAGGCGUCGUUUUUGUCACGAUUUGUGAGCAAACAGAAGAGAAAGAAAUCAUCGGGAGAGUUGAUGUCGUUCGCUCAAAGAGAUAGAGAGCCGUUAAGGGAUUAUCUCACCCGCUUUAACAACGAGUCAAUCACUAUCCCCAAUUUGCAGCAGGAGGUUGCCGUUCUGGCUCUUAUGAGGGGAAUGCAAGAGUGCGAAUUCAAGAAAUAUCUCAGCCGAAAGUCAUACACCAAUCUGGGUGACGUCCUGCACAAAGCCAACAAGUACAUCAGGGGGGAUGAAAUGAUGAAGAUCUCCAAUGUGGUAGUGGCAACCGGCGGAAAUGUCGGGUUCAAUCCAGGCUAUAACCCACAGACGGGAAAAGGAGGAAACAAUUUUCAUCAGAGCAAUAAUCAGCAAGGGGCAGGGCAGAGAAACCAGAAUAACAGAAAUGCCAAUCCACAAGGGCAGAAAAGCCGGCAAGACAGAAGGGAGUCCAGAGGACUCUUUGAUAACUACACUCCGCUGAACACACCGCGGACGGCAAUUUAUAACAUAAACAACAAGAUGGAUGGCUGGAGAAGGCCGCCACCAAUGCAGAGUAGGGAAAGGAAUGUCAAGAAAUUCUGUGACUUCCAUAAUGAGCACGGCCACCUAACAGAGGACUGCAGAGACUUCAAAGACAACAUUGAGGAUAUGGUCAGAAAGGGGUAUUUCUCACAGUAUAGGGCAAGGCAGGGCAAUGGUAACAACAACUCGGUGGGAGGAAACCCUACCAAUUCAUACCGGCCACAACAGCAAAAUCAACAACAAUACCCUAGAAUCGAGCAACCAUAUCAGCCGCCUAGAAUCGAGCAAAAACAGCCGGAAACCAGUGCCAGAGCAGAACAGAGGGAUGGCGGGAAAAAACCACCCGUGUAUGUAAUUUCUGGCGGCCCAGUCCACGGAGGGACAAUAAGCGGCGCCAGUAGAAGCUUGGAGGAACACAGGCACAUGGUAAACUUUCAUAACACAAGAGUGUGGCCUAACCCACCCAGCAUACCAGUGAUGACAUUCUCGGAAUCGGAUUGCAGAGGCAUCAUUUUCCCGCAUGAUGACCCACUAGUUCUUACAAUUGAUAUAGCAAAUGCCGAUGUGAACAGAGUACUGGUAGACGGCGGCAGCUCAGCAAACAUCAUCUUCUGGGAAGCUUUCAAACAAUUGCACAUACCAGAGGACGAACUUCAAAGGGUAAACUACCCAGUAAUCGGUUUCUCAGGAUCUACAGUGUACCCAGAGGGUAGUAUAAGGCUGCCGGUGAAAAUCGGAGAAGGAUCCGAAAUGCGAGAUCUCAUGGUGGAUUUCCUAAUCAUUAAAGUGCCAGCGGCCUACAAUGUGAUCAUCGGUCGCCCAUUCAUACAUGACGUGCAGGCGGUAGUCUCCACCUAUCACUUGACAAUGAUAUAUAUGUCGAACCUGGAAAGGCCGGCAAAGAUAAGGGGAAGUCAGUUGGCGGCAAGGUCCUGUUACUUGACUGCUUUGAGAACACCGGGAAGAAUGGUCCCAGAAGUGAACUUGACUACUGAGCCGGCAAGGCAAGAGAUACACUUGACUACUAAGCCGGCAAGACAAGAACAACUGUCAAAAAGAAAGAGCUGCACAAAAAGGGGUCGAACCGACCUAAACAUGGAACACUUUGAUGAAAGGCCGGUAUCAGCACCAAGACCAAUGCCAGAUGGUCUGACAGAAAAUAUCGAGCUGGAGGCUGGAAACAUGGAUAGAACAGUCGUGAUCGGUACGGAAAUGGGGAGUGACAUGAAGGUCAACCUCAUAAGCUUGCUGAGAGAGCACGCUGACAUCUUCGCAUUCUCGGCGGAUGAGAUGCCUGGUAUCGAUCCAGAGAUAAUGGUUCACCGAUUAAACGCCGACAGAAAUGUUAGGCCUGUACGGCAGAAAAAACGUAAUUUCUCCACGGAGAAAAUGACAGCAAUACAAGAAGAGGUGGAUAAACUUCUGGCGGCAGGUUUCAUUGAGCCAUGUGACUACCCCGAAUGGUUGGCAAACGUGGUAAUGGUAAAAAAGUCAAGUGGGUCAUGGAGAAUGUGCGUAGAUUUCACCAACCUUAGCAGAGCAUGUCCGAAAGAUUUCUACCCCCUGCCACGGAUUGAUAGGCUGGUAGACUCCACUAGCGGUCACGCAAUGCUCAGUUUCCUAGAUGCUUUCUCAGGGUAUCAUCAGGUCAGCCUGCAUAAAUCAGAUAGGAAGAAGGCGGCCUUUAUCACAGAUGCAGGAGUUUUCUGUUAUAAGGCGAUGCCGUUCGGGUUGAAAAAUGCAGGGGCAACAUAUCAAAGGCUGGUUGACAAGGUGUUCGCCGACCAAAAAGGCAGAAACGUGGAGGUCUAUGUAGAUGACUCUAUCGUAAAAAGCCGGAAGGAGGAGGAUCAUGUUAGCGACCUCCGAGAAACUUUUGAAACUUUGAGAAAAUACAGGAUGAAAUUAAACCCAAAAAAAUGCGUCUUCGGAGUAAGGUCGGGAAAAUUCCUGGGUUUCUUGGUCAGCGAGCGUGGCAUAGACGCCAACCCUGAAAAAGUAGAAGCAAUCAUCAGUCUGCCGCAACCCAAGAGCGUAAAAGACAUACAGCGGCUGACAGGAAAAAUGGCCGCCUUAAACAGAUUUGUGAGCAAGUCGGCAGAUAAGCAAAUGCCCUUCUUCACAACCCUGAGGCAAAACAAGAAGUUCAAAUGGGGGCCGGCAGAGCAAGAGGCCUUUGAAGCUCUAAAAAGUCACUUAAAAAACCUGCCAACAAUAGCAAGGGAAAAAGAGGGCGGCAAAUUACAACUGUACAUAUCGGCGUCGCCAAAAACAGUUGCAGCAGUACUGGUAGCCGAAACAGAAAACAAAGGGCAGCAGCCGGUAUAUUUUGUGAGCCAUGUGCUAAACGGCCCAGAAACAAGGUACACGUUGGUGGAAAAAAUGGCAUACGCAGUCCUCAUCGCGGCUAGAAAGUUAAGACCAUACUUUGAUGCGCAUACAAUCGAAGUGCUAACAAACUUUCCUCUCGAAAAAGCCAUCAGCAAGCUAGAUACAUCAGGCCGGUUUCUAAAAUGGGCAAUAGAGUUGUCCGAGUUUGACUUGGAAUUCCGGCCAAGAACUGCAAUCAAAGCCCAGGCAUUGGCGGACUUCAUAGUUGAAGCGUCAUACCAAGAGGAUGAAAUACAAGCUGAAGUAUGGGAUGUGUCAGUGGAUGGUUCAGCUGCACAGACAGGCAGUGGGGCUGGAAUAAUCAUGAAAUCGCCAGCAGGAGACAUUUUUGAGUAUGCUAUAAAGUUUACGUUCAACGCGUCAAAUAACGAGGCAGAAUACGAGGCAGCAAUUGCCGGCAUCCAAAUGUGCCUCGCAGCAGAUGCCAAAAGAGUAAUACUGACAACAGACUCCCAGCUGGUAGCAAGUCAAUUCAGCGGAGAAUAUGAGGCCAAAGAACCUUCGAUGGUCAAAUACCUGGAGAAGUUGAGGUCGGUGUCGGCUUAG